Messenger RNA from Plasmodium berghei ANKA, 1437 nucleotides. Its product is annotated as Plasmodium exported protein, unknown function. Bases 1 to 1437 code for a protein of 478 amino acids. The record is from RefSeq and is a predicted model, not a curated record. NCBI's taxonomy places the organism in Eukaryota, Apicomplexa, Aconoidasida, Haemosporida, Plasmodiidae. The transcript is spliced from 2 exons.
AUGAGCGUAUUUGUACCUAGAUCAUUAUCGCUUAAUUGGCUGCAACAUAAUGCCGCGAUUAGCGAUAUUGGAAUAAUAAAUCGAAAUCCGUCUGUAGAUAUUACUUCAUAUUCGAGACGCAGUCGUUUAUUAACAGAGAAAGCAGGAUGGUCUCCUUUUAUUAAAUCAGCACAUGUUGUAACAACUGCGCCACCAGUUAAAAAUGUAAAUAAAUUUGCCUCUCCCACUCCAAGCUUAAAACCACAAGCUAAGCCUGCAAUGGUAAGUAAAGAAUUUUCUCUAAUUACAACCUCGCAUAUACAAACUAGACCGGGAGUGAUCAGACCUGUAAUCCGAAAUAUGCAAGCCAAAUCAGAUGCUCCAAUUGCAACCAAAAAUAUACAAACUACCCCCCCAAUGAUAAAAAAGCCUGCAAUGCCAAAUAAACCAGCUUCUCCAAUUAUAACACCAAAUGUAAAAGCCAAACCAGCUGCUCCAAAUGUGCAAGCCAAGCCAGCUGCUCCAAUUGUACAAGCCAAACCAUCUGCUACAAUUUCAACAUCAAAUGUACACACCAAAACAGCUGCUACAAUUUCAAAAUCAAAUGUACAAGUUAAACCAGCUGCUCCAAAUGUGCAAGCCAAACCAUCUGCUACAAUUUCAACAUCAAAUGUACAAACCAAAACAGCUACUACAAUUUCAAAAUCAAAUGUACAAACCAAAACAGCUGCUACAAUUUCAACAUCAAAUGUACAAACCAAAACAGCUGCUACAAUUUCAAAAUCAAAUGUACAAACCAAAACAGCUGCUACAAUUUCAAAAUCAAACGUACAAACCAAAACAGCUGCUACAAUUUCAACAUCAAAUGUACAAACCAAAACAGCUGCUACAAUUUCAACAUCAAAUGUACAAGUUAAACCAGCUGCUCCAAAUGUGCAAGCCAAACCAUCUGCUACAAUUUCAACAUCAAAUGUACAAACCAAAACAGCUGCUACAAUUUCAAUCCAAAAUAUAAAAACUAACCCCCCAAUGAUAAAAAAACCUGCAAUGCCAAAUAAACCAGCUUCUACAGUUCCAACACAAAAUGUACAAGAAAAAUCUGUAAUGGAAAAUAAGUCAGCUGCCUCAAUUCCAACCAAAAGUGUACAAACUAAACCUGCAAUGAUAAGCAAAUCUUCUGCUCCAAAUCAAGGCGCAAAAGAAAAAGAGCCGGAUACUACGAAUAAUAAAACCAAUUCAAAGUUGUCACAAAAAUUGAAAAGCGCAAAAAAAAAAUUUAUAAUAGCUACAGCUUUAUUGCUUUUAUUAAUAGCUUUGUUCAUAAUACUUCCUACAAUAUUUGGUGUUUUACUAAAAGAUUAUCUAGCCAUUGUUCUUGGAAUUUUUGGAUCCCUAUUAUUGAUUGGUGUGCCAUUAUAUGGUGUAUUUCUUAACAAACUAUUUAAAAAACUUCGAUGA